CCAAACUGUCCCUUAAACUCUUCCGUCAUUUCCUUCUAUAUAUACAACACUCCAGUACUCGGCCCUCGAUAUUUUGUGCAAUGGCUUCUCCAGUGGUCGAAAGUCCCAAACACCGUCUUCUCCAAGCGGCUUCGGACGGAAAAAUCAAACUCCUCAAGCGGUUGGGAGAAGAACUGGACUUUGGGGAGGGAUUGGCGAAGACGUUUUUGCAAGUUAAGGACGCUGGAGGCAGGACGGCGCUCCAUUUCGCUGCGGCGGAAGGGAAGACUCAUGUGUGCAAGUAUUUGGUUCAGGACUUGGGGCUCGAUGCGAACUUGAAAGACCGUAAAGGUGAUACCCCUUUGAGUCACGCAACUCUAGGGCAGCAAAACCAAACAGUGGCUUGGCUUGCUGCAAAUGGUGCAAAUCCGAACUUGGGAAAUGCCGAAGGAUUUUGUGCUCUGCAUUAUGCUGCUGAAAAAGGUUUAAAGGAUCUUAUGCGGCUAUUGAUAUCGAAAGGUGCUAAAAUAGAAGCUGAAUCUCAUGCUGGAACACCACUUCAAUGUGCUGCAGCUCAUGGAAGGAAAGAGGCUGUGAAAUUGUUGUUAGAUAGGAAAGCUAAUCCAAAUACGGUUUGUCAUCGUAUUUUUACACCGCUGGGGAACUCAAUCCUUGCCGGGUCGUUGGAAUGCGCUUCUCUGUUGCUUAAGGCAGGAGCUGAUCCAAACCUUGAUUCGAACAGACUGAAUCCUCUUCACUAUGCUGCUGCUAAAGGGGAAUCAGAAAUCAUUAAAUGCAUGUUAAAGGCUGGAGCAAAUCCUAACGUUACUGAAACUGAUGGUUUGACGCCAUUAGAAAUUGCAGCCCUCCAUAGUGACCAUGCGGCAGUGAUGCUGCUCUUACCUGUGACUUCUCGAAUUCCAACUUAUCCUGAUUGGAGCUUGGUUGGAAUAAUGAAGUUCGUGCACUCAGAUGAAGGUAGAAGACAGAGGGAACUAAAGAAAAUGGAGAUGUUUCUGCUGUCAAAGUCUAGGGGAGAAGAAGCAUUCAAGAGAAAGGAUUGUGUGGAUGCUAUAUAUUGGUACUCACAGGCAAUUGUUGCAUCUCCAUGUGAUGCAACGGUAUUUUCCAAUAGAAGCUUGUGCUGGGCCCGCUUGAAUGAAGGAAGUCGUGCUUUGUCUGAUGCUGAGGCUUGCGUUGCGCUGAGGCCUGAUUGGGGAAAAGCACACUACAGGGAGGGUGUAGCAUGGAAACUACUCGGAAAUCUUCCUAUGUCGGCUGAGGCAUUUGCUGAGGGUUUGAAAGUGGAUCCUGAAAAUAAGGAGCUAAAAGUUGCUUUCAGGGAAGCUGUUGAAGCCGAGUAUGGAAUGCCCGUGUCUGAGGGAAUCCGAAUUAUACACCUGGAACUGUAAGUGACGGCCCGCAUCUCAUCGAUGGUUUUGUUCCUGGCUGUGGUGAUCUAGGGUGGUUUCGUUUUCUAUGCCAGAAGUGGUGUAAAGAGUAGGCCUCUUUCUUGGUUUUUGCAUGUUAGUAGUAUAUAUGUGCUCUCUUUUGUUGGGUCUCGGUUGGCCUGCUUCCUUUUGUAUAAAGUAUGUGAUAUGUGGAAAGACUUGUGCCCCGCUGACAAUAUCUGAUACUUUUCGUAAGCAUUAUGGCUAUGGAGAAAUUUCCCCCUUAA
Rhododendron vialii is the source of this 1657-nucleotide messenger RNA. RefSeq lists its product as uncharacterized. Gene Ontology annotation, molecular function: protein binding. Bases 81 to 1391 code for a protein of 436 amino acids. NCBI's taxonomy places the organism in Eukaryota, Viridiplantae, Streptophyta, Magnoliopsida, Ericales, Ericaceae. The transcript has 12 exons. The record is from RefSeq and is a predicted model, not a curated record.